Molecule: messenger RNA, 4185 nt
Organism: Haliotis rufescens (red abalone)
Lineage: Eukaryota; Metazoa; Mollusca; Gastropoda; Lepetellida; Haliotidae
Exons: 2
Coding region: 1-4185 (1394 amino acids)
Biological process (GO): DNA integration
Molecular function (GO): nucleic acid binding
Source: RefSeq, a predicted model, not a curated record
AUGACUGUCAACAAAGAGUCAGGUUCCAGUCACCACCUCGACUUGAUGACUACAGCUCAAGACAAGGUCAUCAGUCAUCGUAUGCCAGUCCACAGUCGCAGCACAGGCCACGUGACUUCAGGCGAGAGCAACUCCGACCAUCAAGCAGAAACAACAGAGAAAGAUGCUCAGGAUGUGGAGUUUCAUGUCUUCACAUCAUUACAUCAUACCAUCAUUCUUGGUUUAGACUUUCUCCAGUCAAACCAUGUCAAAAUUGAUCUAUCAAACCGCACAGUUCACCUGCAUGAUGGAUUAAUAUCCGUAAGCUUGGUGGAUGCCAAUGCAGGGUUUGCUAGACCUCGCAAAACAGUUCAGAUUCCUCCCCACUCCCAAGCUGAUAUUCCUGUUAAAAUCUCCCGUUGUGAGAGCAACAGAGUAUUGCUACUGGAACCAUUUCCUGGCCUAGAGACACUCCAGCUUCAAGGAGCCAAAUGUCUCAUUCAAAGUGCCAAGGGUAGACCAUGUAUGAGGUUUCUCAACCCAACUGAUAAACCUGUCACACUUCGUUGUCAACGAAUAGUAGCCACAGCAUCCAUCAUUGACCCAUCAUCUGUCCAUACAUUGGAAUCUGAGCGAAUCUUAGAUCAUCCAUCAGUCAACACUGCAGUCCCUUCUAGCCCAUCAAAGCUAAGUGCUAACCUGAAUUUUGACCUGAGUGACUCAGAUCUCACAGAGACCCAGAAGCAACAGCUUGAGUGCUUCCUGUUGUCUCAAAGAUCUGUUUUCGCACGAGAAUUGUCAGAGCUAGGCACAACACAUCUGCAUCAACAUAAGAUUGAAACAGAGCAUACCCGUCCUGUUAGACUCCCCUUCUACCGCCAGUCAUCUUUAGUUAGAAAAGAAUGUGCUAGGCAAAUUAAAGAAAUGUUAGAUGCAGGCAUAAUAGAACCAAGUCAUUCUGAAUGGCAUUCGCCAGUAGUCAUGGUCAAGAAAUCUGACAACAGUUAUCGAUUUGCGGUAGAUUAUCGCAAGCUCAAUGCAGUUACGAAACCAAUAUUUUUCCCUCUUCCACGUUUGGAAGAUGUCAUAGAUGCUAUUGGUGAAAAACAUGCUCAGAUGUUCUCUGUUCUUGAUUGUGCAAGUGGAUUUUGGCAGAUACCACUUCACCCAGAAACAAAGCACAAAUCCGCCUUCAUCACGCAAGAUGGCAUUUUUGAAUUCAAUCGUCUUCCUUUCGGUCUCAAAAAUGCACCAGCAGCAUUCCAGCAAACCAUUUGUUCUGCUCUUCAAGCUAUGAAUUGGAAACACAUUUUAAUAUAUGUGGAUGAUAUGAUAAUCUACAGCAGAACAUUUGAAGAACACUUACAUCAUCUGAAAUGCGUUUUUGGCAAACUUAAAGAAGCUGGUCUUACCUUAAAACCAAGCAAAUGUAGAUUUGCAGCUAAGAGAGUAACGUAUUUAGGCCACGUCUUCAGCAAAGAUGGAGUAGAAGUUGACAAAUCAAAAGUAGAAGUUGUUAAAAGCAUCCCUUCUCCCAAAAAUGUCCAUGACAUCAGACAUUUCUUGGGUCUUGCAAGUUACUACCGCAAAUUUGUCCCAAAUUUUUCCCGCAUAGCAUCACCAUUGUACAACUUGCUUCAAAAGGAUGCCACCUUUAAUUGGUCAGACGAGUGUGAGCAGGCACUUAACAAAUUGAAAGGAUGCCUAACUUCAGCCCCUGUCUUAACAUAUCCUGAUCCCAAUAAACCAUUCAUUCUAACAACGGAUGCCUCUACCUCAGCCAUAGGUUAUAUCUUAGGUCAACGAGAUGCUUCUGGCCAAGAACAUGUCAUCUGCUAUGGUGGCCGUGCCCUUCAUGCUGCUGAGAAGAAAUGGGGCAUCACUCAACUAGAAUGUUUGGCUGUAUUAGAAGGCAUUAGAACUUUCAGGGUGUAUCUCACAUCUCAGAAGUUUAAGGUCUUCACAGAUCAUCAUGCUCUGAAAUGGCUUAAGGACAUCAAACAGGAAACAGGUCGUCUUGCUAGAUGGUCUCUCAUGCUGCAGGAAUAUGAUUAUGAGAUCGAACAUCGAGCAGGUAAAGCCAAUACAAAUGCUGAUGCUCUCUCUCGCAUUCCAUAUCCUGCACAGAUCAUAGAACCUGUCACUGAUGAUUUUCCUGUCCCACCAGUCCCAUCUAUCAACUACACCUCAGCCACCAUCCAGUCAAAUCAUCAUCCAAUCCAGCAUUCAUAUGCUGAAGCGGUUUCAACACCACCCACAAAUCCAUCAGCAACAACCAAUCACCAGAUUGCUAGUCAGCUCACUGCAGCAGAUAAUGACUAUGGGAUAUCUCCUGAAUGUUCAACUUCAGAAAACCUUCAUUUAUCUGGUCAGAAGGCUAUAGCACCUUCUUCAGCAUCAUCAAUAGAUCUGUAUGUUGAAUUCUGUUAUCAAGAUGAGAUUCCAUCAGGACCAACAGUUCAAACUAUUGGAACUGAUAUUCCGGAAAACAAUCUUGCAGAGAGACAGAGAAGUUCACCAGAUUUCAAGCCUAUCAUUGACUUUCUAGAGAAUGGUGAGAUUCCCUCUCAUUACAAUGAUUCUCAAGUCAAAGGUCUCCAAGGUCUCUCACAGGAGUAUGACCUAUGUGAAGGCAUCUUGUAUCAUUUCUACCUGCCAAAGCAUAGAGGACACAAGAACGGCCGUCACCCAAUGGUUACACAACUGGCAGUUCCUAUUUCUGACAGGAAAUCCCUGCUUUAUGCUUACCAUGAUUCCAAAGCAGGUGGGUGCCACUUUGGCCGGGAUGCUACCCGUCAGUCCAUUUUGACCAAAUACCAUUGGCCAGGCUUGUACCAAGAUGUUGAAACAUACAUCAAAUCUUGUGAAGAAUGUCAAAAAAGCAAACGUUGGGCCCAUUCAAAACCAGCUCCAAUGGUACCAAUGCCUAUUGAAGAUAACUUUUCCAGGUUACAUGUUGACAUCCUUGGGCCUCUUCCUCAAACAAAGGAUGGGCAUAAGUAUGUUCUUGUAGCUGUGGAUUCAUUCUCAAGGUGGAUUGAAGCAUUUCCAUUGCACACUCAAGAUGCUGUGGAAGUAGCAACAAAACUCUUUAAUGAAGUCUUCACAAGGUACGGUGCACCUCGAACUCUAGUCACUGAUAGAGGUCGCCAGUUCACAUCAAAGCUGGUCAAUGCUAUCUGUGAAAUCUUUGAGGUUAAGCACCACUUCACAUCGUCAUACCAUCCUCAGACAAAUGGAAUGGUUGAACGACGUAACAGUACAAUUGCACAAGCCUUAAAAUCUUACUGUAAGCCUGACCAAUCCAACUGGGCUGAUAUUCUUCCAUGUGUUCUCAUGUCAAUGCGAAACACACCGUGCCAAUCAACUGGUUACUCACCUCACCAUAUGCUCUUUGGCAGAGAGAUGUGUCUUCCAUUUGAUACUACACUCACACCAAAGCCAACACUUGGUAAAAAUGCAGAGACACAUCUCCAGCAGCUCAUCGACAAUCUGAAGGUUGUCAAAUCUAUUGCUCGCGACAACAUGUCUGUAAGUCAACAGAUAGACAAGGAGCAUCAAGAGCUAAAAUCAUCAGAACCUUCAUUCAUGUUAGGUCAACAGGUGCUUCUACACAGCCCUGUAAUCAAACAAGGACUUUCCCCAAAGCUGUCCCAAUCAUGGACAGGUCCUUAUUAUAUCACAGACAUUGGUCCAAACCACACCUUCAAAAUUCACAGAUGUUCAGAUGACAAAGAACAUAAAUCUUUGGUCCAUGCCAAUCGCCUGAAACCCUAUGUCCUCAGAGGUAAUGUUGCACGGCAUGUUGACGCAUCAGGUUCUUCUGCACCUACAUUGGUUUCAAGCAGAGCACAGGAACCAUUACCAGAUCCUCCUGCACAAACUUUCCAAGGCAGUCCUCCACUAGAAUCACCAGCCUCUAGUGAAAAGCCAACUGCAAAAGCAGAUGAAACUGUGCCAUCAGAGCACAAUCACAAGCAAACAAAAGAUCACAAUCAAGAUCAAUUCUAUGAUGUUGAAAAACUCUUGAAGUACAAAGACAUCAAUGGCAUAUGCCAUUUUCUUGUCAAAUGGGUUGCGCAUCCUACACCAACAUGGGAGCCACACCAUAACAUAGGACAAGGACUUAUCAGAGACUUCCACGUGCAUAAAACACAGGCUGGACGCAGUCGUAAGCACAAACGAUCACACAAAUAUUUUGUCUAA